This is a messenger RNA of Bombina bombina (fire-bellied toad), 2094 nucleotides long. RefSeq names its product eukaryotic translation initiation factor 5 (gene EIF5). The record is from RefSeq and is a predicted model, not a curated record. Gene Ontology annotation, cellular component: cytosol. NCBI's taxonomy places the organism in Eukaryota, Metazoa, Chordata, Amphibia, Anura, Bombinatoridae. Bases 523 to 1803 code for a protein of 426 amino acids. Gene Ontology annotation, biological process: formation of translation preinitiation complex; formation of cytoplasmic translation initiation complex; translational initiation. The transcript is spliced from 12 exons. Gene Ontology annotation, molecular function: eukaryotic initiation factor eIF2 binding; translation initiation factor activity; GDP-dissociation inhibitor activity.
UAGCCAAUGACAGUAGAAAGUUCGGGAGGCGGUUUCCACCCAGAGGUAGGCAGGCUGAGGGGCUUCUCUCAGAGCGCCUCAGUGCUAGAGAGAACUAGAAGGUUCUUGAGAUUUCCCUGCUGAAGGGUGUCUCCCACUUGAUUGAAAGGGUCUUUAUAUCCCAAUUAACCUUCGCCGCGUUCAGUUCUUGGCCAGCGUCGCGCUGUGCCUAAUCCUCACGGAGUAUACGGUUUUUGGACGUCUUCAUCAAGCCCACAGUUCAUCGCAGUCCAGGGCGAGCAGCGUUGUGUUUAUGUCUUUAUUGGACGAAAACGAGCUGUUGCGCAGCCAUUGGUACCUUUAUUGGGGAAACAUAGCAUACAAGCAAGAAGCUCACAGCCUCGGUGGCGAAAUUAUUUUCAUGUCAGAGACCGAGAACUCUUGCAGUCGUUUAUGUCAUCCAGUCUUCUCCAGACAGAAGAUACCAAAAAGUUGCAUUCAAAGUUCUUUUCCUUGUAUUGAAAGAGCUACAAAUAAAACAAAAUGUCUGUCAAUGUCAACCGCAGUGUUUCCGAUCAGUUCUAUCGGUACAAAAUGCCCCGUUUGAUUGCCAAGGUAGAGGGCAAAGGCAAUGGAAUAAAGACAGUAAUAGUCAACAUGGUUGACGUUGCAAAGGCGCUUAAUCGGCCUCCAACAUAUCCCACCAAAUUUUUUGGUUGUGAGCUGGGAGCACAGACCCAGUUUGAUGUUAAGAAUGACCGUUACAUUGUCAAUGGAUCUCAUGAGGCAAACAAGCUGCAAGACAUGUUGGAUGGAUUCAUUAAAAAGUUUGUUCUAUGUCCUGAGUGUGAUAAUCCUGAAACAGAUCUGCAUGUCAAUCCCAAGAAACAAACAAUAGGCAAUUCGUGUAAAGCCUGUGGCUAUCGAGGCAUGCUUGACACACACCAUAAGCUCUGUACAUUCAUUCUCAAGAACCCACCAGAGAAUACAGACAGCAAUACAGGGAAAAAGGAUAAGGAAAAGAAAAAUAGAAAGGGGAAAGAAAAGGAGAAUGGCUCUGUAUCAAACAAUGGCUCUCCAGUUCUGAACGAGCUUAGUCCUCCACGUGAGGAUGAAGAGGAUGAUGAUGAAGACUGGGGUGAAGACACAACCGCAGAAGCUCAGAGACUCAGAAUGGAAGAAAUAAGCAAUCAUGCGAAGAAUCUUACUCUUAGUGAAGAUCUGGAGAAGCCUAUUGAGGAUAGAGUGAACAUAUUAUUUAACUUUGUCAAGAAAAGGAAGGAAGAAGGUGUUAUUGACAGCUCUGACAAAGAGAUAUUGGCAGAAGCUGAAAGACUUGAUGUUAAGGCUAUGGGACCUUUGGUCUUAACUGAAGUUCUCUUUGAUGACAAGAUUAGAGAUCAGCUGAAGAAAUAUAGACGGCACUUCCUCCGUUUCUGCCAUAAUAACAAAAAGGCGCAGAAGUACCUUCUCCAUGGCUUUGAGUGCGUUGUAGAUAUACACCAGGCACACCUCCUUUCAAAAAUUCCACACACAUUAAAGGACAUGUAUGAUGCAGACUUGCUAGAGGAGGAGGUGAUUCUCAGCUGGGCUGAAAAGCCUUCAAAAAAGUAUGUCUCUAAAGAGCUUGCCAAAGAUAUACGCGUUAAGGCGGAGCCCUUUAUUAAAUGGCUGAAAGAAGCAGAAGAGGAGUCUUCUGGUGAGGAGGAGGAGGAAGAAGAUAUUGAGGUUGUAUAUUCAAGGUCUGGGAACAUUCCUAAAGUUGAGACUAUAAAAGCAACACCUGUCGACAAAGAUGAUGACAUUGAUAUUGAUGCAAUUUAAAGUGGUUAAAGCAGUGGAUCGGUUUUUGCUUCUGCAUUUUAUGCCUGAAGUGCAACAUGUAUGAUUAAGCUGUAUUAGCUCAACAUCAUGCUACACUUUUUGUAUGCUUAAAUGUUUCUUUCUACUGUGAUUUUUUUUGGUCUAGUAACAAAGCUUAAUCUAUUAAAAGUGCAUUCAGACAUGGAAAUAUUUAGUUUUGUCUAUUUAUAGCACGUGAAUUCAUUUUUAAAUUGUAGUGUUUGAUGCACAUUUCUACAUUUGUGAAUAAAAGCUUUUGUUUUGGUCACAGCA